CGCCCCGCCUCCCCUGCCCUUGCAGCCGAGCGAGUUGUCCGAACCCUUACGUCAUUGUCCCUAUUAGCCAAUCCUGGGCGGAGGGGAGGAGCCCUGAGCUCAGCUGCGGGGGAUGAGAAGGAGAGAAAGAAAGAGGGAAGUGGAUGCAACGUGCAGCCGUCAGAGAAAGGGGGCCGGACGUCGCCCGAGGACUAGGGGUGGGUGGUACACGUGUGUUUUGUGUUCGUGUGAAUGCAGCCAGAGAGUGGAGUAGAGGACAUAUUGGUGUAGGAGGAGUCAGUUGCUGCAAAUCGAGGUGGGUCGGUCUGGAGUGUGUGUUUAUUAUGGUAGAGAGAAAUUAUAUCGGUGGCAACUAAAGGAGGCCUUGAACUAGGGUUAGGGGGUGCGUUGUAGAACCAGUUGGGGGGUAACAGGAGGGCAAAUUGGGGAAAUUGUUCCAAGGGUAGUAUAUGGGGGGGCGAGGUUGCACGUUACAGACAGGAAGAGAUAUGUCAUCGAGGGGUUGGAAGGCAUAUUUGCUGGGGAGGUUCUGGGGCAGUUGGGAAGAGUUUCUGUGAUGUACUUUACUCAUCAAUUACUGCAUUUAUAUCCUCCAAGGAGCUGAAGUGUGGUGUCCAUGUUAUCCUCGCAACAACCCUGCGAGGUAAGGCAGAGCUGGUGACUGGAGUCACCCACAGCGAAUUUUGUGGCACAGGGGGGAUUUGAACCUUGGCCUCCCAGAUCAUAGUCCAACACUUUUACCACUAUGCCACCGAAGGCUUUCAUUGUGAUCACAAAUAAUCCCUGGUCUUUACAGGGGGUACGGAGUGGGUGUGGCUGGCUAGGUGCAAAUAACAUAGUAAAGUGAAUGGGGGGAGGGAAGAGAGCAAUCUUCCCUGAAGGGGGUGGUUGGUGGGGUGACCAGACAGGGGAAUUGUGUGAUCACUUGAACUCAAUAUAGACUGCAUGCAAACCACCCAUUUAAAGGACACACACCCCAAGAAAUCAUGGGAACUGUAGUUUUGAUAGUGAUGUUGAGAACUGUAGUUCUGUGAGAAGGCAUACUACGUAAAUUUCCCAGGAUUCUUUGGGUGGGUAAAUGUACCGUACUUUAAAUAUAUUGUGUAGUCACAACCCCAUUAAGUGUUGGCUACUUUGCUGAGCACCUCAGGUUGUGCAACAAUUGCUUAACAAGCCACAUUCAUGAAGGCUUCCAGACUGCGUUGUGUGGGCUGAAAAAUGUAUUCUCAUGUGUGUUAAUAAUGGCAACCAGGAGUGGCAGCAGAGACUCAUCUGGGGGUGGGAAACUUUCAAUUGCAAGUAAAUAUAUGGGCUGGGGAGGUAUUUUGAGGGGACGACAAUUUCAGAGUGGAACAUUUCCUCUCUAUGAUUAAGGUGCACAUGGUGAGGUUAAUUUCUUGAUUUCAUAAAAUUUAUAUACUACUUGGUUGUAGAAAACCUCAAAGCGUUUACAAAAAGUUUAUUAGUUAAAAAAGCACACCUAAAAAUAAAAACUAGCAAUUAACUAAAAACACAUAAGUAUUCUAAAUAUCAUGUUAACCCAUAUAUUUAUAUUAAUUUCUAUUAUUAAAUUUAUUUAUUUAUUACACACACACACACACCUCCCACCUGUUCUCUGAGGCGCUCAAAGUGUACACAUUCCCCUCUCCAGUUUGACUGGGGUCACAUCCAUGCCUUGCCUUUAAAGAAUCCUGGGAACUGUAGUUUGUUAAGAGUGCUGGGAAUUAUAGCUCUGUGGCGGGUAAACUACACUUCCUGGGAUUCUCUUGCAGGAAGCCAAGUGCUUUAAAUGUAUACUGUUAGAGGUGCCAUGGAUACCUUCAGCCAGCCCACUUGUUUUUGUUUUUUUUAAAAAUAAUAUUUAUUAAAGUUUCAAAAGAAGAAAAAUCACAUUAAUAAUAAUAAAAAAAUAACAAUAAAAAGGAAAAAUACAAAGUAGAAAAAAGAAAAAACAGUUAAAAACAAUUCCAUCUUUUCUUCACUUCUUUUACGUUUACUUGUUUCCCGGACCUCCUCAUACCUCCCUCUUUUGUAUUCCAAUUCAAUUUGUUAAUCCAACAAUUCCUUUCCCUCCUUUUUAGUCCUAAUCUUUAAUCUUGAUAUAUUAUAACAUUAAAUUUUUACAUAUUAAAAACCAGUUUUUCCAUAUUCUUUUGUACCUAUACUGCUAGAAACCACUUAACUUCAAUCCAACAUCAUUCUAACAUUCAUUAAUUUUGCAAUAUUUCUGUAAAUAGUCUUUAAAUUUCUUCCAAUCUUCUUCCACCGACUCUUCUCCCUGGUCUCGGAUUCUGCCAGUCAUUUCCGCCAAUUCCAUAUAGUCCAUCAAUUUCAUCUGCCAUUCCUCCAGUGUGGGUAAGUCUUGUGUCUUCCAGUGCUUUGCAGUAAGUAUUCUUGCUGCUGUUGUAGCAUACAUAAAGAAAGUUCUGUCCUUUUUUAACACCGAUUGGCCGACUAUUCCCAGGAGAAAGGCCUCUGGUUUCUUCAAGAAGGUAUAUUUAAAUACCUUUUUUAGUUCAUUAUAAAUCAUCUCCCAGAAAGCCUUAAUCCUUGGGCACGUCCACCAAAGGUGAAAAAAUGUACCUUCGGUUUCUUUACAUUUCCAACAUUUAUUAUCGGGCAAAUGAUAGAUUUUUGCAAGCUUGACUGGUGCCAAGUGGGUGCCAGCCCACUUGUUAUCUCUCGGCCCAGCCAACCUCUCAGGGUUGCUGUGAGAACUGAAGACGGCUGUCAAUAUGGAUGCCACUGUGAGCUCCUUGGAGGAAGAGAUGUAAACCGCUUUGAGGUUUUCAUUGCAGCCAAGCAGUAUAUGAAUGUUGUGGAAUAAUAAAUGUAAAAAUAAUAAUUUGGGGGGCAUGGUGUUGUGGGUGACCCCCUGUACGUAACCGGAUCCUUUGCCCGACUCUCUCUAGAAUCCCAAUGCAGAGGACCGUGGCUGUCCUUGGUGGGGGGGUGAGCGGCCUGGCAACCUGCUACUACCUCGCCAGAAGCCCCCAGGCACCCAAGGUGAGUGUGGGACUGUCUGUGAGGUACUGUUGCUCUCUGGAGGGCAAGGCCCGGAGGGAAACAGCACUGCAUUUGCUGCUUAAGUUGGCAAUUGUGUGUGGGGGGGGGUGACCAAGGGCACAGCUUUAGACAAGCAUGGCAUCCCCCGCAAAGGAUUCUGGGAGCUUCCAUUUGUUCAGAGUGCUGAGAGUUGUUAGGAGACUCUUGUUCCCCUCACGGAGCUACAGUUCCCUGGGAAGAAGGGCUGAGCAUUAAACACAGAACUGCAGGUCCGUGAGGGGAACUGGGAUGUGCUAAUAGUUCUCAGUACAGUGGUACCUCGGGUUACAGAUGCUUCAGGUUACAGACUCCGCUAACCCAGAAAUAGUGCUUCAGGUUAAGAACUUUGCUUCAGGAUGAGAACAGAAAUCGUGCGGUGGUACCUCAGGUUAAGCACAGUUUCAGCUUAAGAACGGACCUCCAGAACGAAUUACAGUGGUACCUCAGGUUACAUACGCUUCAGGUUACAGACUCUGCUAACCCAGAAAUAGUGCUUCAGGUUAAGAAGUUUGCUUCAGGAUGAGAACAGAAAUCGGGCUCCAGCGGCACGGCAGCACCCAUUCGCUAAAGUGGUGCUUCAGGUUAAGAACAGUUUCAGGUUAAGUACAGACCUCCGGAACAAAUUAAGUACUUAAACCAAGGUACCACUGUACCCUUAACAACUCUCCUCACCUGGGUGCUGUUCUGGAGUUUCUCUCAACACCUAAUUUGCAGAAUUCAAGGGGAGCAGAGUGGGGAAAGGCCCCAUUGUACAUUUCUGAGCACAAUUCGAAGUGUUGGCGUGGACCUUUAAAGUCCUAAACAGCCUCAGCGCUGUAUAUCUGAAGGAGCGUCUCCACCCUCAUUGUUCAGCCCAGACACUGAGGUCCAUCUCUGAGGGACUUCCACUGGUUCCCUCACUGUGAGAAGUGAAGGGAAGCAGGCAGAGGGCCUUCUCGGUUGUGGCGCCGGCCCUCCCGUCAGAUGUCAAGGAAAUAAAGAACUGUGUGACUUUUAGAAGACAUCUGAAGGCAGCCCUGCAUUAGGAGGUUAUUAAUAGUUAAUGUUUUAUUACGUUUUGGUAUAUGCUGGAAGCUGCCCAGGGUGGCUGAGGCGACCCAGUCAGAUGGGCAGGGUGCAAAUAAUAAAGUUGUUGUUGAAGCUCUUGUAUGGGUUUCUAUAACAGAACCCAUAUGUUGGAUCUGGCCCAUAGGAAACAAGGAAGAUGUUUCUGAUAACAGUCAGCCCAGGAUCCUGAUAAACAUGGGUCCCAUUUGAUGCUGUUCGGUCACAUUCUCAUGCACACACUAGUGUUCAAAAUCCCCCAAGUGCAUUUUGCGAUUGCAAACAGUCCACUUGCGACCAAAUGGAGAUGUCCCGUUGCCAACUUGGCAUCUCCAUCUUCUGGCUGGCACGCAGAAAAAAAUUCUGCUGCCAUACCACCUACGCAGCAGCAAACUUGGUGAGAGAAUUGCUUUCCAGGGUAGAAACAACAACAACAAUAAUAAUAAUGAUAAUAAUAAUAAUAAAAUUACAUUGUAAAAAUAAUUGUGGUGACCAUAACCUAGAUUUAAGGUGCCAUUUGGCAAUUAGCUUAUAUAUCUGAGGUUUUUUUAACACUGACACAUACCCCACCCUUUCUCUGUCCAGGUAAUCCUUUUAGAAAGCAGCAGCCGUCUCGGAGGAUGGAUCCAUUCCACCCGUACAGAAGAUGGGGCGGUUUUUGAACAUGGGCCCAGGGGGAUCCGCCCUGCUGGGGCCGUGGGAAAGAACACCCUCCUUAUGGUAUGUAUUUUGUAAAUCGGAAGCCCUUUACAAUCAAGCAGUAUAUCAGUUGUACGAAAUAAAAUAAAUUGAUAAGUUGAGGCCCUUGAUAGCUCAGUUGGUAGAGCAUGAGACUAUUAAUCUCAGGGCCGUGGGUUCGAGCGCCUCAUUGGGCAAAAGAUUCCUGCAUUGCAGGGGGUUGGACUAGAUGACCCUUGGGGUCCCCUUCGACUCCACAAUUCUGUGAUAUAUGCCUGGCAAGAUACUCCCAGCUGUGCUAGCCUGUCACUGGAAACAUGGCCACUUGACCCAGAGACAGAUGAUACUUAAACCUAGUGGACUGCUUCUGAAAUCACCUGCUUGCCCAUUCUCUCUUAUUACUGGUUUUCCUAAUUAUUACAAAUUAUUAUUAUAAUUAUAUUAUUACAAAUUAUUACAAAUCAGUCCGAAUUCCUUUAAUUUAAUACAAUUGCUCUUUUUUUAAAAAAAUCAGGUUUCCCACUCCUGUUGCAAACAUAUGUCCAUUACUUCCCCGUGCAGCCACUUCAUUCUUCUUUAAUCUCCUCUUAAUCCUUCUCUUGAAUUCUCUUCCAUUUUGAGAAUUAGCAAGGGAAGGACCUGCUUGCCAGUUCUCAAAACAGAAUUGGUUUGCCUCAAGCCGUAGGUCAGGCGCCAGAACCCUUUGGCUUUCCAGAUGCUGCUGAACUACAGCUCCCAUCAGCCCCCAGCAAGCAUGGUGGGAAUUGCGAGGCCACCGGGGUUUGAACCUGGGAGAGGAUGCUCUGCUACUCAGCGACGACACUUCCCCAAAAGCUGAUCUGGGCGGCAUUGGCUGCUGUUAUCCAUGCAUCAUCGUCUACAAAUGGUCAUGGGUCGUUUUAUCUUUAGAAAGUUCGGUGUCGACUUUCUAAGUCCCACAGACUGCAAAUCAUUUCAGAUCCGCAUUGCUCGGGGAGCGAAACAGCCCCCAUAAGCAGUCAUGUUUGCUAUACAGUGGUACCUCGGGUUAAGAACUCAAUUCGUUCUGGAGGUCCGUUCUUAACCUGAAACUGUUCUUAACCUGAGGUACCACUUUAGCCAAUGGGGCCUCCCGCUGCUGCUGCGCCACUGCCACACGAUUUCUGUUCUCAUCCUGAGGUAAAGUUCUUAACCUGAGGUACUAUUUCUGGGUUAGCGGGGACUGUAACCUGAAGUACCACUGUAAUACACUAUUUUGAAGUCGAGCAUCUGCACUGGGGUUAAAAGGGUUGCGAUUCCUUUCUAGGUCUCUGAACUCGGACUUGACGCAGAUGUCCUUCCUGUCCCCGGUGACCACCCAGCAGCCAAGAACCGCUUCCUCUAUGUCCGCGGAGCCCUCCAUAAACUCCCCUCGAGUAUCAGGUACCGUAUUUUGCGCCCCAUAGGAUGCACCGGCCCAUAGGACGCACUUAGUUUUUUGGGGGGAAAUAAAGAAAAAAAAUUUAUUUUCCCCCCCCAGGUGCGGGGCUGGAAGAACCAGGUCGGGGAACAGCGGGUGGGGCUGGCGAUGGGGAGAAGUGCGCUGAGCCUGGGACUGCAGGCAGCUCUGCGCGGCCAUCGGGAGCUGGGCGGGACUUCGCGCCCGGCUCCCGAUGGCCGUGGAGAGCUGCACUGAGCCCGGGACUGCAGGCGGCUCUGCGCAACCCUCGGAGCCGGUCUCCCAAGGGUUGCGCAGAGCUUCCUGAAGCAUGGAGAGCGAGAGGGUCGGUGCACCGACCCUCUCGCUCUCCAGGCUUCAGCGAAAGCCUGCAUUCGCCCCAUAGGACGCACACACAUUUCCCCUUCAUUUUUGGAGGGGAAAAAGUGCGUCCUAUAGGGCGAAAAAUACGGUACUUUCCAGAAACCAUGGGGAUGGCUCUCAGGAGCCCUGAGAUCAACCCGUCCCUCCUAUCUGAGCCCGGAAGGUGAUACUUUCUCCGCUGUGUUUUGUGGGUGGCGAUGUCCAGUGGCGUCGUGCGGACUGUUCCUCCUUUCACCCGCCCUCUGGUCUGGAGCGGCCUGAAAGAGCUCCUGUCACCCCGCGGCUCCGAAACGGACGAGACCAUCCACGCCUUUGUGAGGCGUCGCUUUGGCCAGGAGGUACGUGCCCAGAGGGGAAAUGUGGCAAUGCUCAUUUGGGGGAGUGAGCCAGGAAGGUUUUCUUAUGGUGGGGCGUUUUGUUUUGGCUGGCACAGGGCAGGGGGGAAAGGAGAAGCAGCCCAAGGGUGGGGCGGGGGCUGUCUGUCUUAUCAGCUCCACACAGGGCCUGAGAGAAGGGUGGGUCCCACUGCUGUCCCUGCCCUGCCUGUUUCUCUCACACAAAGCCUUCCAACAGGGUCAGGGUAAGGUGUUAUCAAAGAUAUCCUGUCCAUAAAAGAACAGGGCUACUGUCUGCUUAAAACAAGGGCAGGGUACUUUCCCCAUCUCCCGCCACCCUUCAGGAGAACCUUCCAGAAGCCACAUGAGUCAGAGGCAAAAGUGAGCACAGCAGUGAAUGUGAAUUUUACCGUUGCACAUAGAACUAGUUUGUACAUAACACUCAUUCGCCCCUUUCUGUCCUGUAUCGGGAAGUUUUUAAUGUUUGCUGUUUCAUUAUGUUUUUAUAUGUGUUGGAAGCCGCCCAAAUGGGUGGGGUAUUAUUAUUAUUAUUAAGGUAAAGGGACCCCUGACCAUUAGGUCCAGUCGUGACCGACUCUGGGGUUGCGGUGCUCAUCUCGCUUUAUUGGCCGAGGGAGCCGGCGUACAGCCUCCGGGUCAUGUGGCCAGCAGGACUAAGCUGCUUCUGGCGAACCAGAGCAGCGCACGGAAACGCCGUUUACCUUCCCGCCGGAGCGGUACCUGUUUAUCUACUUGCACUUUGAGGUGCUUUCGAACUGCUAGGUUGGCAGGAGCAGGGACCGAGCAAUGGGAGCUCACCCCGUCGCGGGGAUUCGAACCGCCGACCUUCUGAUCAGCAAAUCCUAGGCUCUGUGGUUUAACCCACAGCGCCACCUGUGUCCCUAUUAUUAUUAUUAUUAUUAUUAUUCUCCAUCCAGGCAAGUAAUAGGCCUGAUCCAAGUUCGAAGACACAUUCCAGCCAGGCAAAAACACCCAAGGACCAGCGAGAGGGAUGUGGCCUGCGGGAGAUUCCAAAGGGCCAGAUAGGAAGCCUUAAGGGGCCACAUUUGGCCCCAUGGUCUGAGAUUCCCCACUCUUGAUUCUAAAAAGCGCUGCGCCCAGCGUCAGGGUGUGUUGCCGCUUUCUUGCCUUGAGUGCUGCAUCCUUGAUCUCCACAGCUGGCUGACAUCGUCAUCGACAGCCUCUGCCGGGGGGUGUUUGCCGGAGACUGCCGGACCCUCAGCAUGCGCUCCUGCUUCCCGGCGCUGUUCCAGGCCGAGCGGAGCCACCGUUCUGUCAUCUUGGGCAUGGCCCUUGGCGGAGGUGAGGUGCCAAGGGGAGCCGGAGAAAAAGAAGGAGGCUUUUGGAUUGCAUGUUUUGUAAUUUCAGGACACAUAGAGUAGUUUCUGAUAUCAAACUUCCUUAUCUUGUAGGGAAAGGCCCCCCUGUGGAUUCUCCUCUGAUCCGCAGAGCUCGAGACGAGCGAUGGAGCCAGUGGUCACUGCGUGGCGGCAUGCAGACUCUCCCCGAAGCCUUAGAGGGCUUCGUGAAGCAGCGUGGGGUGGAGAUUCACUGCGGCGCUCCUGUGAAGCAGCUGGAGAGGGCGGCAUCCGGCUCUUGGAAGGUAAGAAAAGGGCCAUUGGGGAGUGAGAAAGGAGCAUAGGGUAGCUUCCUCUCUAGGAAUCUCCCUUCAGCUGCUCUGGAGGAAUUUUGCCCCACUCCUCUUACAGUAUUUCCGCAGAGGCCUGUUCAAGUCACGUGGUUAAAGUGUUGGGCUCAAAGACCUGGGAGAUGUGGGUUCAAAUCCCUUUCUCAGCCAUGAAGGUCACUGUGGACAACGCUGGGCCCAGUCACUAUCUCUCAGCUUAACCUGCCUGGACACUGAGGUCCAGCACCGAGGGCCUUCUGGCGGUUCCCUCGCUGCAAGAAGCCAAGUUACAGGGAACCAGGCAGAGGGCCUUCUCGGUAGUGGCACCCACCCAUCAGAUGUCAAGGAAAUAAACAACUAUCUGAUUUUUAGAAGACAUCUGAAGGCAGCCCUGUUUAGGGAAGCUUUUAAUGUUUAAUAGACUAUUGUAUUUUAAUAUUUUGUUGGAAGCCGCCCAGAGUGGCUGGGGAAACCCAGCCAGAUUGGCGGGGUAUAAAUAAUAAUAAUAAUAAUAAUAAUAAUAAUAAUAAUAAUAAUAAUAUAUAACCUGCCUCACAGGGUUGUUAUGAGGAGGGCGAGAUCCACAUGCUCCACUUUGUGAUUCUUGGAAAAAAGGUGGGACUGAAGUGGGAUGAUGAACAGUAAUAAAUCAAAGUCAUAUGAAUAAAUAAGCCACCAUCUCCUUGUGGAAGCACCUGCAACCAUGUGUAGGCCUUAGUCAGCUGCCCCUGACUAUAAAUUGAGUUCUAGCCAACUAAAGCAUACUCAAGAGUCGACCUACUGUUUUAUUAUUGCAUUUUAUUUUGCCACUUCCACCAAGCAGCUCACGGGGGGGGGGCAGGCAUGGCCCUCCCCUUCUCCAUUUUAACCUCACAACAACCCUGUGAGGUAGGUCAGGCUGAGAGACAAUGGUUGGCCCAAGCUCACUCAGUGAUCUUCGUGACCAAGUGGGGAUUCGAACCCCGGUCUCCCAGGUCCUAGUCCAGCGUGUUGGGUACUGCAGUAACCAGCGCUGGGCUUGGUGCCAAGGCUAAUUUUGGGAACAUCACCCAGAGUUUUCUGAGUGGUCAUUUUUUGUGGUGGUAGGAGGGCUGGACUUCAGCCAGAGAGCCCUGGCUGUUGUUGUUUAGUCAUUUAGUCGUGUCCGACUCUUCACUCCCAUUUCUUUAAGAACUUGCCAUAGUUUGCUGUGGUUGACACAGUCAAAGGCUUUUGCAUAGUCAAUGAAGCAGAAGUAGAUGUCUUUCUGGAACUCUCUAGCUUUCUCCAUAAUCCAGCGCAUGUUUGCAAUUUGGUCUCUGGUUCCUCUGCCUCUUUUAAAUCCAGCUUGCACUUCUGGGGGUUCUCGGUCCACAUACUGCUUGAGCCUUUCUUGUAAAAUUUUAAGCAUAACCUUGCUAGCGUGUGAAAUGAGUGCAAUUGUGCAGUGGUUGGAGCAUUCUUUGGCACUGCCCUUCUUUGGGAUUGGGAUGUAGACUGAUCUUCUCCAGUCCUCUGGCCACUGCUGAGUUUUCCAAACUUGCUGGCAUAUUGAGUGUAGCACCAUUUGGUAAAUCACUGCACUUGUGUUAGAGACCCUUCUGUGGCUGGCGCAGCGUGGAUUGAUGCUGGCUCUGCGUUUCUCCCUUAGAUAGCGCUUGAGGACGGCGUUGUGGAGGCAGAUCACAUCAUCAGCGCUUUGCCUGCCCAAGGUAGGAGAAUCCUCUGUCCUGGAACAGGGACCAUGGAGCCUAAGGACCACAUUUCAUCCCAGGCAACCUUGAAUAGACUCAACCUGCCUCUUCUCUCUCUCCAGCGCUUGCUGAGUCGCUUCCCGGCUGGGCCGAACCGCUUGCCCAAGAGCUACUGGCCAUCCGGGCUGUUUCUGUGGGGGUGGUGAACCUACAGUACAGAGAUGUGCAUCUCCCUGUCACGGUAAGAGGCUUUUUCAAUGCCCCCUGCUCAAAACGCAAAGCUUGCUGGUUCCCAUUGCAAGGAGCUUUAAGGGGCAAUGCAAGCAGGGAUAAUGUUUCUCGUUUCUCUCAGGGGUUUUUUUUCCUGUUGUGUCACACAGGAGAAAAUCCGUACAUGCCCAUAGUGAGAUCUAUUGUUUGGGGAGCUGGGGCUUUACCAGGUGGAUUUCUACCUGUCACAGAGCGCAACAGCUUUCAAACCAAAGAAAAGGGGAAAUGUGGCAAAAAUCUCCACAUGCCCAUAGGAAGAUGUAGCGGUUGGAGGAGGGGGUGGGGACACCUUCCCAGCUAGAAAUUCAACAGGUAAAGUUGCCGGGCACUGUCACGGGAAAGAUUUCUAUAUGUCCACAGAGAAAUGGAGUGAUGUGACAAGGGCUGGGGCUUAAGCCUUAAAUUUUGAGAGCUCUGGAGUGUACAUUUUUGUAAUGUUAACUUCAGCUAGAGUCAGUGGUCCUUGCAUGUCCUUGCAAAAGGUCGUGAUCAGCCCUCCCCCUAUUUUCUCAAGGGGGUGUGCCCACCCAUGUGCCCACCUGCCCCUUGAUCUGUGAGAUUGGCUGGGAAACCCAGGCAGGGCCUUCUUCAUAGUGGCCCCAACCAUUAGGAAUAGGUUUAAAUACUGUGUGUGUUUGUUUGAAUGGGUUUCGUUUGCGUUCCCAGAACCUUUAGGGCAGAGUUGAAGUAAAAAUAAAGAAACCUACACUUUGUGUGUAUUUUCUGCUAAUCUCUUUCUUCCAGGGAUUUGGGCACUUGGUACCCUCCUUCGAGGACAGCUCGCUGCUGGGCAUCGUCUACGAUUCUGUCGCCUUCCCCGGGCAGGAUGGAUCCAGCGGUCCUUGCAUGCGCCUGACAGUAAGAGCCGGUGGGAGGCGAGGGGCUAACCUCCCACCGCCACUAUAGGAUCAUGUUCUAAAUAUGGCUUAAUGCAGGCUUCGUCAACCUGGUGCCCCUAGAGGCUCCUCCAUUAGGGCAGAUGGGGCACUCCCCCACUAACCUCAGCUGGCUCGGAGCCAGCCCCUAUUUCCUGGCUGUCUUACAAGCAGUCCAGGAGGUGGCACUGCUUGGCAGCUUCCUCCUCCUUAGGCUCCGUGUUGCCCCUGUAAUUGUGCUCAUCGGGGGGAGCUCUAGGAUGCUGGAAGUAGGAACUGUCCUGCAGAAAUUGACCCACCCUGGCCACUAAGCCACCGCCCAGCUUCCCUCAGUCCAGCCCUUUUGGACACUCCGGCUUCCGUCAGCCUCAGAUAGGCUGGGAGUUCUCGUUCAAAAUGGGUGCUGUGCCAAAAUGGGUCCCAGAAGGCAAUGCAGCUUUCAGGCUGGGAAACAAGCUUUUUAACGUUCCGCUCCUUUUGCCCAGGUUAUGCUGGGCGGUGCAUGGUUUACAUCGGGGCUUGGAGAUCCGGACACCGUCCCCCACGCUGUGCUGCUGAGCCGGGCCAAGGCAGCUGUUAAGGAGCACCUGGGGGUCUCAGCCGAGCCCUCCCUCAGCAUUGUCAAGGUGCAGAAGGUACAGACCCUGGAGCUGAGAGAGAGAGAGAUGGGGGGGGCGGAGAGUGUCAGUCUUAAUUCCACAAACCUCCUUCUGUGUUCCAGCUGGAUGCACAGCUCCCAUUAAGUUCAAGAAUCACAGAAUCACAGAGCUGGAAGGGGACCCUGAGGCUCAUCUAGUCCAACCCUCUGCAAUGCAGGAAUACGCAGCUGUCCCAUGCAGGCAUCAAACCUGCAACCUUGACAUUUUCAGCACCAUGCUCUAACCAGCUGAGAAAAGUGAACUGAUUUAUGAUGAUUAUAUUGAUUUCCUUUAUUUCACAAAACGUAUAAUAAAUAAUAAUAAAAAUAAAUUUUAUUUAUACCCCGCUCUUCCCAGUUCAAAAACCGGGCUCAGGGCGGCUAACAACAAAUUUUAAACACUUUAAAACACUUAAUUAUAAAAGCAGCAUAAAAUACAGUAUAAAAACACGAAUAACAGUAAAAUUCAAAAUUCAAAAAUCAAUUAGAUAAUCCCCAGGGCUAGCUGGCUGAAUUGGUCCUACUUGGGCCAGCGAGGAGGCCAGGGGAGAAUUAGCUGUGGGGUCUCAGAGCGGGUGAUCUUCAUAAAAGGGGAGGGGGAGGGAAGAGAAGGGAAAUGAAAGAUCAGGCUGAAUUCAGAUUAAAGGCCAGGCGGAAUAGCUCUGUCUUACAGGCCCUGCUUGCUAAGAAGAAACCCUCAAAGUGGUUGACAAGCAGAAUGAAAAUGAAAUUAUCAGUGUGUGUGUGUGUGUUGUUGUUUUUUUAAAAAAAGUUAAAAGCAACUAUUUAAAACUUUUUAAUAAUGAAAACCAACAUUCACUUUUCUGCUGGUGAAUGGGCUGGGCAGCCUUAGACAAAGCUGCUGUUUUCAGCUGCUCCUUUGCUCCUGCAAUUUGGGGAGGGUAGUGCGCCAAGAUGGUGUACAGCAUGACAUAAAUGGAGAGCUUUAAAAAUGCAGAAUUUGGGCGGAGGUUAAGAACCAGGGUGCUUUGACCCACCGUCUGUGUUGCUUUCGUGAUGACACAGCCACUGUGCUGGUUGUUCCCAUGGUACAGAUGGAGAAUUGGUGGCAUGAGGAGGCUGUGGGGAUUUGAACCCAGCUCUCUGCUGUCCAAGCCUCAAUUUCUGUGUCUUGUGUGUGGAAGAAGCAGAGGAGAGGGUAAUGCAUUGGGUGAGAAGCAGAGAGAAAAAGAGUCGGGGAGGGGUAUUGAAGGGGAGAAGAGAAAGGGGUACAGGAUCUCUUUUUAUAUAUAUAACUCCAAUUUGUUUGAAAACAUUUUGAGUUGCUCAAGACCACCUGCAAACCCCUUUGCCCCUUCCUGUCUCUGCAGGCCUGCAUUCCUCAGUAUACACUCGGCCACUGGAAACACAUAGGUAGGCCUUUCUUUUUUAACUAUCAAGACAAUUUAAUUCAGCUAUUUGCAUGUUACACAGCCUUCCAAUAUGAGUGUGUGUGUGUGUGUGUGUGUGUGAUAGAGAGAAAGCGAGAAAGAGAGGCCUCAGCUUCAUUAAUAAAAAAAUAAUGUUUUGAAUUCAUUAUAAAAAUGCAACACCGGAUGGCGCCAGAGAGCAAAGAAAAUUCUAAGUGAUUUUUGCAUAGCGUUUUUUCUUUCUUUCGUUAUAACGAUUUAAUUUCUGACUUAUUUAUAGCGUUUUCCCCCCGUGUGUAGCUCCACCCUGAGAGAGAGAGAGCAAGAGAGAGCAAGCAGACACACAAACAGCCUAGCGCAGCAACACCUUUCUAUGUAUAUUCUAUCUAUAUUGUAUAUAGGAGCACAGGUCUUCAGCCAGGGGGUCGGGACCCCCAGGUGGGUGGCAGCACAGCUCUUUCUUCUUGCCAUGUUGAACUCCAGCUACAGCUGACCAAACCAAAGGAGCACAGUGCAUGCAGUGUCUGGGCCAGGGUGCAUCCUUAUGAAGACACACUCAUUUUUGCUACAGGGGCUGCAAACUGAAAGGCUAGAGCCUUUUUCCAUAAGAAGAAUAUUUCUGGCAAGCUGUGUAUAGCCUUCCUGUAGUGAGGGAGCUGUGACACUGUUUGCUUUCUGGUCUGUUUGUGUGGCUCUCUCAACUUCUCCCAGAACAGUUGAAUGAUGGGGACCAGAAUGCGGGAGGGUGGUAACUCAGCAGAAGGGGUGGCUGCAGGAAAUCAGCUAGCAGAGGCUCCCACCUGGAACCCUGGACAACCGCUGCCAGUCAGUGCAGGCAGUCCUGAGCUAGAUGGAGCAAUGGCCUGACUCGGUAUAAGAAGGCAGCGACACAUGUUCCUUGCUAACCCUUUGCUCUUUCCUUUAGAGAGCGCAGCGGCUUACCUGGAGCGGCAAAAGCUGCCUCUCAGCCUGGUUGGGGCUUCCUACGAGGGCGUCUCGGUCAACGACUGCAUCUCCAGUGCCCACACUGCCACAGCCAAGCUUCUCGGCCAUGUCUCCUGAGAAAGGCAGAGGGAACUUCGUCUUUCCUCGGCUUGUGGGACUCCUGCCCCAAAGUGCUCCUCUCAGCAGGAUAAGAACCAAGGCUGCCAGUGAACUGCCUGGAAGUGGGGUUGACGAAUCUCUUGGCACAAGAUCCAAGCCUCUCGCGCUGAAACGCAGAAGCGGGUGGUUGCGUUGGUUCAACUUGGAAUGGAUUUGCUCCUCUGAGCUUAUAUCUAUCUGGUCCGCAAGCACCACACACUCUGUGCUCAGCACUGUCUGGAGAAGGCCUCGCUGAGGACUAGGAGCAUGCGUUGCUGCAAUUGGAAAAGCGGGCGUCUAGCCCCUGGCUUUCCUCCCUCCCUUGCAAUUUGAGGUUUCCCCUGGUGCUUGGAAGUGUUCGUUGCUUUGUCUGAAGAUUAUGGGGAAGGUGUCUGAGAUGCUCUGCUGUUGGAUGGUGGGGUUUGUGUGGGCCCUGCCUGCUUCCUUCCCACCACCCUUCAGUUCUUCAUAAAACUGACUAUUUCAUAAAUGUCUGCUAAUAAAAAAAUAUAUCUAUCAGCCCUACUGCUGGGGGUGGUUGGGCUGAUUUCUCGCUCCCAUUAUUUGCGUACAUAAAAGUGCAAAGCUUGAGGAUUCAGGCAGUUGUGAAAUCCACGCAGGUCUCCUCCUGUGCAGGAGAUCUAUAGCAGGCAUUCAUUAGAAUUCACUGUGCAGCAAGACUGCAAGUUACACUGGAGUUCCGUUCUUGGGCUCAUGCCUGAAGCCCAAAUCUCUCAGUGGUGGCCAAACUUGGCCCUCCAGCUGUUUUUGGACUACAACUCCCUAGCUAACAGGACCAGUGGUCAGGGAUGAUGGGAAUUGUUGUCCCCAAACAGCUGGAGGGCCAAUUGCCAAAGUCACUUUUCCUGGAAUCCUGCCCCCUUUUAAUUUUUUUUUUUAAUUGUUGCCAUAUGCAUAAAGCUGAGUGUGCACUAGUUAAAUGUGUGUUAAGUUGCGGCUUUAACUUGCAAUGCAAUGGUAUACAUGUGCCUGCUCAGAAGUAGGUGUAUGUUUGCAACAGGGCUUACUUCCAAGUUCUGACUGCGACAGAAAUUAUUCUAGCAAGUAAGAUCAGCAUCGGCUGCUGUUGCUGCUUUGUUUGCGAAUGACACAUAGCUGGUUUGUGCUUCCUUUGCAUUGAAAUGAAUGGACUAACAU
Podarcis lilfordi (Lilford's wall lizard) is the source of this 15596-nucleotide messenger RNA. The record is from the annotation of a GenBank genome assembly. Lineage: Eukaryota; Metazoa; Chordata; Lepidosauria; Squamata; Lacertidae.